CCCUCUCGUUUUCGUUGGAGCCGCCGCCUCCGCUGCUGCCCGCUCUCCGGCGAGCCGGAGUCUCCGUGCCGUACCCUCGGUCCCCGGCCGCGCGGAGCCGGGAUGCACUGCUCCUGCUGUGGGUCCUCAUCAUGGAGACCAAACGGGUGGAGAUUCCCGGCAGCGUCCUGGACGAUCUCUGCAGCCGAUUUAUUUUGCAUAUUCCCAGCGAGGAAAGAGACAAUGCUAUCCGAGUGUGUUUUCAGAUUGAACUUGCCCAUUGGUUUUACUUGGAUUUCUACAUGCAGAACACACCAGGAUUACCUCAGUGUGGGAUAAGAGACUUUGCUAAAGCUGUCUUCAGUCAUUGUCCGUUUUUGCUGCCUCAAGGUGAAGAUGUGGAAAAAAUUUUGGAUGAAUGGAAGGAAUACAAAAUGGGAGUGCCAACAUAUGGUGCAAUUAUUCUUGAUGAGACACUUGAAAAUGUACUACUUGUUCAGGGGUAUCUAGCAAAAUCAGGCUGGGGAUUUCCAAAAGGAAAAGUAAAUAAAGAAGAAGCUCCUCAUGAUUGUGCUGCUAGAGAGGUCUUUGAAGAAACUGGUUUUGAUAUUAAAGAUUAUAUUUGUAAGGAUGACUACAUUGAACUUCGAAUCAAUGACCAGCUUGCUCGUUUGUACAUUAUUCCAGGAAUUCCAAAAGAUACAAAAUUUAACCCAAAAACCAGAAGAGAAAUUCGGAACAUUGAGUGGUUCUCCAUUGAGAAAUUGCCCUGUCACAGAAAUGAUAUGACCCCCAAAUCCAAACUUGGUUUGGCACCUAACAAAUUUUUUAUGGCCAUUCCUUUUAUCAGGCCGUUAAGGGACUGGCUUUCUAGAAGAUUUGGAGAUUCCUCCGAUAGUGACAAUGGAUUUUCCUCAGCUGGUAGCACACCAGCUAAACCCACUGUGGAAAAAUUGAGUCGAACCAAAUUCCGCCACAGUCAGCAGUUAUUUCCUGAAGGUUCUCCUGGUGACCAGUGGGUAAAGCACAGGCAACCACUGCAGCAAAAACCGUAUAAUAAUCAUUCUGAAAUGUCUGACCUUUUAAAAGCAAAGAAUCAAAGUAUGAGAGGAAAUGGCAGAAAACAGUAUCAAGACUCACCUAAUCAAAAGAAAAGAACAAAUGGGGUCCACAGCCAACCGGCCAAGCAGCAGAAUCCCCUGAUGAAAUGUGAAAAAAAACUUCAUCCACGAAAACUUCAGGAUACUUUUGAAACAGAUGCCGUAUGUGACUUACCGUGCUCCGGUGAAGACCAGUUGCUAGAACAUGCCGAGGGCCAGGCUGUGGCGUGUAAUGGACAUUGCAAGUUCCCCUUUUCAUCCAGAGCCUUUUUGAGUUUCAAGUUUGACCAUAAUGCUAUAAUGAAAAUCUUGGACCUCUGAUAGCAGCACAUGUUGUGGAAGUCCCAAGAUAAGAGACCUGUUGCAUUUGAAAAGCCUUACUGGCUCUAGUUGGGACUGCCUCCCUGGAGUAGGAGCACGUCCGGUUGUCUAAGGUCCCUGUGAAGUAUCGCUGUAGGCGCAGAGGAAGACUUGGUAAGAAGUCUAUGCAUCAUCUCAAAGGAGAAUUAAGCAAUUAUGUUUAACUGGCACUUACUUUUUUAUUAUCCUAACAUUCCAGUUUCAGGCAACGUGGAUAUUAACUUCAGGAUCCCGAAGUGCCAACGUGAACAUGAAACAGGUGAGUACCUGCAUUGGCAACCAGGAUACAUCUAGCGCACGCGUGAGGUCGGGAGGGCACGAUAAAUCCUCGCUGUCUGAUCACAUAAGAUACUUCUUCAUAAAUAACUUCCAGUGUUACUUUCAAGGGGGAAUCUUACUGGGAAUCUUACCGCCUACACGUCCGUGGCAGUUUGGUAGCUGGUGCUCUGCUCAUGAGAUUGGGCAGAACAUCACAUCCAGUUGGUGGGCCCACGUGUUGAUGGCACUCCAGCUACAGACAGAAGUCUCUCUUAUGUUGAGAUUUUUGCCUCAGUUCCAUAGUGGGAGAUUAUACUCCAAGGGAACUGUGAAAUGGGUUCUCAUGCUCAUUUCUCUAGAAGCCAAAGAUUGAACUCUGAACGGUGAAGGUAACUGCCUAAAAGGGGUAGCCACCUGGGGGAACGAUUGAAACAGUUAACCUUGUACGAGUUAUAAUCAGGAUCACUGUUUACCUCUGAUGCAAGAUGUUAAUAUAACCAGCUCCUAUUUAGAAAGAACAUUCAGGUUAGGAAAAAGGAAAAUGAUCCAGGCACCUGCAAUCAUUUAUUUAACCGACGUGGUUUUAGUAAGCCCCGCGGUUAGCAUAAUAACCAAGUGCCUGUUGGUUCCCCUUCAGCAAGGACAGUUAGGGAAUAUGUGAAAAAUACAAUGAAAGGAAAUGAACUGUAUUGAAUAGCUUUUAUUCUACACAUUUAUGAAAGUAACAGUUUUGCCUGGGAAAUAGUUUUCACCCAACCACCACCUAUCUGAAAAAGUAUUAUGUUGAAGUAUAAACUCAAAAUGAGGCCAAGCAGGAUCAGUAAUACUAGGGUCCUAAUGGAGGAGCCGAGCCCUCCCAGGUCUGGAGAAGUUCCAUGACGCUAGGAGAGCGGCUUGUUUUCACUUGCAGCAAGAGGAAGAGGAGUAGACAGAGGUCAGCAGACAAGAUUUUACUCCUGCGCCAGCUAUGCUUUUCAGUGGGGGUGAAAAUGAAAACUGUCCGAUUGUUUUGAUGCCUGUUCAGCCACACAAGAGAAGGCCAUGAACGGAUCCCUACUCUGCACAGCCUGGUUUGCUCGGGGAGGACGUUUUCCCUGGGAAAACUGAUCUCAUCUGUUAAACCUUUUUUUUUGCACACACUUUUCAGCCAAAAUAUUAAGUCUAUUUUUACUCUUGGGAUAAAGUCCAGUAGAUUUAUAACAGACAAGCCAGUGGGUACUUUGACAGUGAUCAAAGCACGCGAAAGCCGGCCCUUUCACACUGAUACCAGUUGAGUUUUGGGGGAGGGGGAGAAGAUGGGGGCAGCCUCCCUGCUGGCCGGAG
Vicugna pacos (alpaca) is the source of this 3020-nucleotide messenger RNA. The record is from RefSeq and is a predicted model, not a curated record. NCBI's taxonomy places the organism in Eukaryota, Metazoa, Chordata, Mammalia, Artiodactyla, Camelidae.